AUGUGGUGGCGUCGUCGUGUCCAGCUACUAAUAGCCGCCCUGUGGUUCCACCGCUGCUGUUGGGCCCAGCCGCCACUCCCGACGCAGCCGCUGGUCAACCUGGCCGACAUCGUGGGUGUGGUGCUGCACACCCACUUCCGGACACCGUUCGCCACCACCCUGGUGACGGUGCGCAGCGCCACCCAGCGCGGGGCCUGGCUGCAGCAGGACCUGCUCGAGCGGCUGCUCGUCCGCCACGGCCAGGGCCAGCUGGUGGUGCAGCUGGAGGGUGUGCCGUCGCCGGCCCAGCUGCUGCACCGCCAUCCGCCCUGGUCGCGCACGCUGCUGCUGGCGGAAAGCUACGACGCCCUGCGGACCGUCUUCGGCCAGCUCACGCCCGACCGGUUCGACUUUACCGGGCGCUACCUGAUCGCGCUCAGCGAGGCGCCCGCCACCCUCGCCACCGUCGACCGCAUCUUUCACGAGCUGUGGAUGCGCCAGAUCGUGAACGUGGUCGUGGCGCUGCGCCCGCUCGACGACGACCAUUCCUCCGCGGCGGCGGCCGCCGGCCCGGUCCAGCUGUGGACGUACUUCCCGUUCUCGCCCGGACUGUGCCGCAUCCCGAAGCCCCACCUGCUGUUCACCUGGCCGAACGAUACGCUGCUGUACGGGGUCGACUUCUAUCCGCGCAAGAGCGACCAGUUCCACGGCUGCCCGCUGCGCGUGGGCAGCUUCGAGACGCGCCCGUUCACCAUCCUGGCCGGCGGGGACGGCGCGACCCCGCCGGCGGUGGGCGGCUUCGAGGGCGACCUGCUGCACAGCCUGUCCGCGCGGCUCAACUUCCGGGAGGACGUGCGGGUGCCACCGCGCGCCCAGCAGUGGGGCGAGGCGGCGUUCGAGAACAGCACCGGUCUGAUGCGCAUGCUCUACACGGAGGAGGUCGACUUCGGCCUCUCCUGUCUCGGCGUGUCGGUCGAGCGAUCCGCCAUGCUGAAGGCGGGCAAGGUGCACUUCACCACCGACCUGGUGGUGGUGGUGCCGCCCGGCAAACCGUACACCGCCUUCGAGAAGCUGUUUCAACCGUUCCAGCCCCCGGUCUGGCUGGCGGUUGGGUUCUGCACCGGGGUCGGGUUCGGGGUGCUCGCCACCCUGCGCCUCCUGCCGCUGGACGGUGGCCGGCGGGCAACCGUGCGGCGCUACGUAGCGGGCGACGCCCGGCUCCAGGCGCCCGCCCUCAACCUGGUGCGCGUCCUGCUCUCCUCCCCGCUGCCCUUCACCCCGACCGGUACCUUCCCGCGGACGCUGCUCGCCCAGUGGAUGCUGGUGUCGCUGCUGCUGAGCCUGCUGUACCAGGGUUCGCUCUUCCAGUACCUCCAGCGGGCCUCGACCCACCCGCCGAUGCGCACGCUCGCCGAGAUCGAUCGGUCCGGCGCGCUGUACCACAUCGCGAGCUCGGCCCGCCGCUACUUCCUGCCCUAUCCGCAGCGGCUCCAGCGGCUCCGGUACUUCCCGCCGGUGCCGGACAGCAUUGCCGCCUGGCUGCGGUGGAUGGGCAGCCAUCCGGGCGAGCGGCACGUCGCCAUGUGCACCCGGGACCACGUGGCGUACCAUAACGCGCAGCACGGCCGGACCGACGGCCGGCAGCUGCUGAUUGCGCGCGAAUCGAUGGCCCUGUACGCGAUCACCAUCCUGUACCCGAAGCGGUCCAUGCUGACCGCCAGCUUCGACCAGCACAUCGAGCGGAUCGACUCGUCCGGCCUGCUCAAGUACUGGUCGGCCCGGUACGGGGACUACCACUUUGGGGAGUCACGCACCUCCUCCUCCACGACCGACCAGCGGGCAACGGUGACGGCCGGACCGAGACCGGUCAGCGUGGAGCAGCUGGCCGGCGCACUGCAGCUGCUGCUCGGAAUGCUGCUGGCCGCGACGCUCCUGUUUCUGGCCGAGCUUGGCUGGGCGCGGCACACGCGGCGGUGGAGACACAACUGCUAG
Molecule: messenger RNA, 1971 nt
Organism: Anopheles merus
Lineage: Eukaryota; Metazoa; Arthropoda; Insecta; Diptera; Culicidae
Exons: 1
Coding region: 1-1971 (656 amino acids)
Source: RefSeq, a predicted model, not a curated record